Molecule: messenger RNA, 1917 nt
Organism: Lodderomyces oxycetoniae
Lineage: Eukaryota; Fungi; Ascomycota; Pichiomycetes; Serinales; Debaryomycetaceae
Gene: PSD1
Product: phosphatidylserine decarboxylase 1
Exons: 1
Coding region: 1-1917 (638 amino acids)
Biological process (GO): phosphatidylethanolamine biosynthetic process
Cellular component (GO): mitochondrion
Molecular function (GO): phosphatidylserine decarboxylase activity
Source: RefSeq, a predicted model, not a curated record
AUGGUUUUUAGACCACCUUCAUUUACCUGGUCGAGGUCUGGCGGUCUGAGAUGGAAAUAUAACAAUACAGCAACGGCGGCUAAGAUGUAUAACCAACACCACUACUCCUGUCAGCAAAGAAGUAUAUUACAACCAUUAUCGAGUGCCUCGCAGAUGGCUCAAUUGAUUGAACAACAACAACAGCAGCAGCAGCAGCAGCAGCAGCAGUCCUCUACCUCUACCAAGACUCAAAAGAGGUAUUUUAGCAGUUACUACUACCAGUUUCCAAAGAUACCCCGACCAAAGAGAAAUGUCCUUUACUAUUCCACUUGGUCGAGAGGUGGAGCUCCUUCUACUGGAACCGGUACAAAUACCAAGAUAAAGAGACGUUUCUUUCCCCAGCUUCGUUACUUCCAUUUGCCCAAAAUAUCCAAAAGACUGUUUUCGCAAGCCAACCAAAAAUUGAAACUGAAUACUAGGAAAUGGCACAUGAGAUUCUUUUCUGUUGAAGCAAGAUCAAGAAGACAACAACGUAGAAAAUUCAUUAAAUGGUGGACCCUCACUUCAUUGACUGUGGUUUUGGGGGGUGUGGCGGCAAAAAUUAAGUACGAUAGGGACCUGUUGAAUGAGAACCCAUACAAAAUUAGACCACAAUCAUGGCAGUUGUAUGCCUACUCUACUUUGCCCUUGAAGACCAUAUCACGAUUAUGGGGCUAUGUCAAUCUGAUAAACUUGCCCGUAUUUAUGAGAUCGCCUCUGUAUAAACUAUACUCGGCUAUAUUUGGUGUUAAUUUAGAUGAAAUGGAGAAUCCAGAUUUGAAAAGCUAUAACAACCUAUCUGAAUUUUUUUACAGAAACUUGAAACCGGGAGUUAGACCUGUAUCUGAGGAUGAUAUUGUGAGUCCUGCCGAUGGUAAAGUUUUGAAGUUUGGUAUUAUUGAAGAUGGUGAGAUUGAACAGGUUAAGGGCAUGACUUAUUCAAUUGAUGCGUUAUUGGGAAUGGGGGAGUCGUCGACUCGGAAUUUAGCUGCCCCUACUCACUCGCCUGAUUUUGAAGAUAGUGAUGAUGAGGUUCGAAUUAGAAGAGAUGAAGAGUUUGCGAAGCUAAACGGCAUAUCAUAUUCCGUUGAUGAUUUCAUAGGUGGGGAGAAUGAGUCAACAUUUCACUUGAACAAAUUGACCUAUAAAAGUGAUCAUGAUGGUACAGCCAAAGGUUCUAAUGCCUCAUUUCAGAAGGAGCUCAAAGUAGCAGAGGCCCUUGCACCCAAUCCAAUGGAGCAAUUUCGUCAGAAACAACUAUAUUUUGCAGUGAUAUACUUGGCGCCGGGUGAUUAUCACCAUUUCCAUUCACCCACAAACUGGGUAACCACGUUGAGGCGCCAUUUUAUUGGCGAGUUGUUUUCAGUAGCACCAUUUUUCCAAAAAACUUUACAAGGUUUGUUUGUAUUAAAUGAACGAGUUGCUUUAUUGGGAUAUUGGAAAUAUGGCUUUUUUUCAAUGAUCCCUGUUGGUGCUACCAAUGUUGGUAGUAUUAUUGUUAAUUUUGAUAAGGAUUUGAAGACUAAUUCAUUUUACGAGCAUGAGGUUUAUAGUAGUAGUAAUGGUGGUAAUGCUUCAUCAUCGGGAACUUCCAUUGUGAGUGAAAACACACCCUUGAUCCAAAAGGAUUACUCGGCAUCGGACAAUUUGCUAAUAGACUAUCAAGAAAAUCAACGUAGAAAAAAGAAGAAAUUGAGAAAGAACACUGUUUAUGAAGCAACGUACACUAAUGCAAGUAGGAUACUAGGCGGAUGCCCCUUAACUAAAGGUCAAGAUAUAGGCGGGUUUAAAUUGGGUUCAACAGUUGUGUUGAUAUUUGAAGCUCCUGACAAUUAUCAGUUUACUAUAGAAAUUGGUGAAAAAGUGAAAGUUGGUCAAUCGUUGGGCAAAUUUGAGUAA